GAGGUACCACGGCACCGAACACGCGCGGCAGCAGCAGCAGCAACGGGCGGAGGAUCAUUAAACACAGAGUCCCAAUCAGGGACAGACCGGGUCCGUUAUAGCUCCCUGUCCUGACCUCACUCAGACUACCUUAGACCUUUACCAGGGAGAAACCACGUUUCCACUGAGCGCCUCUCUGCUCCUCUGGGUUUGUUUUUAACGCACAAGUUGUUAAAACAGGGAAGUUUUUACGCACAGCAGCAUUUUUUGGAACCCCGUGAGAAAAAGGAAGAGCAUCUAUCUGAAGUAUCUGAGUCCAGAUACUGGAGUUAGACUCCUUGCGCUCCUCUCCUGCUUGAAACGCGUAUUCCUGUCUUUUAUUGGACCCUGGUUGUUUCUGUUUGUCUCUCAGGGACUCGUCGAAAAACCUUCCAACUUUCCAGGAACAAUAGAAAGGUUCUCUCAGUGUUUAACACACACACAGAGACAGAGAUAUAUCACUGAAGAAAGCAUCUCUGGUAGACUGAGACGUGGAUGUAUUUUCAGCCAUGGAUGUAACAGUUUACCCGCCUCCUCCUCAGCCUCUGACCGCCUCAGAACACACCAGACUGGGACAGCUCUCCUACUCUGAGCCGGCCUUUGGGACCAACAAGCUGGAUGGGGACACCAUGUUCCUGGGUGUGCAGGACGCGGGCCUUGAAUUCCCCUCAGCCAAUCAGUUCCGUGUGCCGCAGCCCCCUCAUCCUCACAGCAAGGUGACGCCCCACCAGCCCUCACAGCACUGGAGGAGAGAGACACACAUGGUGGACUCACAUCGUCUGCCCUGGUCAUACUCAGUGGGCGGUUUGGGCGAUGAUGACUACAACAUCCCACCCAUCACUCCUCCCACCCUGCCAGACCACAUGUUGCCCCCACAUCUGCCCCACGGUUCCCCCUCUGGACCGUACCAUCCUCUGGAGCCCCCGUCCAACUCAGGUUCACACCAUCCCUACCAGAUGUCCGGAAUGGAUCUGCCUGGCAUGACCGGAGGCCAAGACGGAGCUUCUAUGCUAAACCAAGAUGGUCGCACAUACAGUCCAAAUGGAGGCCCGAUGACCAGCACUCUGUCCGUGAUGCAGCAGAUGGUGAACUCUGAUUCUCGGUUUACCAGCAGCCAGCAGCCAAUCGAAGCGGCGCUCGGACCCAGGAGCCAAUCAGGCAUGGGCCAGCAGCCUCAAUUGUCCACCAUCAACCAAUCCCAGCUGGGGCUGAGCAGGAACUCCGUUACCCACAAUUCUCCUUCCCCUCCUGGAAGUAAAUCCGCCACACCAUCCCCCUCCAGCUCGGCACACGAGGACGAGAACGAUGACGGAAUCAGGGUCGCUGAGAAAAGACCAGCAACUGUGGACAUCUCCAAGAAACCCAAAACACCAAAGAAGAAGAAGCGAAAGGACCCCAACGAGCCAGUGAAGCCCGUGUCUGCUUAUGCUCUGUUCUUCAGGGACACUCAGGCCAACAUCAAGGCCCAGAACCCAAAUGCCACUUUUGGGGAAGUGUCAAAGAUCGUGGCCUCCAUGUGGGACGGCCUGGGAGAGGAGCAGAAACAGGUUUACAAGAAGAGGACCGAGACGGCUAAGAAGGAGUACCUGAAACAACUGGCAGCCUACAGAGCCAGCCUGGUGUCACAGAGUUACAAUGACCCGUCUGAAAUGAGGCCUCCCAUCUCUUCCUCCGCAUCUUCCUCCUCUUCUACCUCAAUGUACACACCCAAACCUUCAGUCUACCCUGGUCACCCAAGCCAGCACCCUUCCCAAAACUCCCUCGCCCAUCCUCACCCUCUCCCCCCCCCCCAGCAUCAGGGCAUGUACAUGUCUUACCCUCACCCGUCACACCCCUCCCACCCCUCCCACGCCUCCAGCCUCAGCCCUCACCUGCCCCCUCCUCACACCCAGAUCCAUCCCCAGCUCCAGGCUCUGUCCUCCAGAGGGGCCGUUCCGCGGCCCAGCGCCCCCCACCAGGGAGCUCUGUCCCUCGGCCACAUGGCUGCGGCAUCCACCCCUCCCCUCCAGGUCAGCCCUCCCCUCCACAGCCAGACACACCUGGGGGGGCUGCACAGUCCACACCAUCAGCACCAGCAGCUCGGUGGACACUCUAUGGGAAUGACACAUUCACCUGCCCAUCUCACAGGUCCCAGCAGUCUAUCUUUCAGGAGUCACACCUGUGGAGAGCUCAGAUCAGACCAUGUAGGGGAGAGAGUCACUCUGUGCGGCUGGGUCCAAUACCUCAGACAAGAUCUGUUCGUCAUCCUGCGAGAUUUCAGCGGCUUGACUCAAGUUCUUAUUCCUCAGGAAGAAUCUGCCGGUGAUUUGAAAGCGGUUCUGCGUGAUCUCACAACCGAAUCAGUCAUCAAGGUGACGGGAACAGUCAGACAACGACCAGAAGGACAGGAGAACAAGGCGAUGCCAACAGGAGAGAUAGAAGUCCAGGCUGAGAGCGUCGAGGUUUUCAACGUGAGCCAGAAGUUGCCUUUUGAAAUCAAAGACUUUGUCAAAAAAUCCGAGUCUUUGCGGAUGCAGUACCGUUACUUGGACCUGAGGUCCUCUCAGAUGCAGCAGAACCUUCGACUGAGAUCUCAGCUGGUGAUGAAGAUGAGAGAAUAUCUCUGUAAUGUGCACGGUUUUGUUGACGUAGAAACUCCAACUCUGUUUAAAAGAACACCGGGGGGAGCUAAAGAGUUUGUGGUUCCGUCCAGAGAGCCGGGUCGGUUCUACUCUCUACCUCAGAGUCCUCAGCAGUUUAAACAGCUGCUGAUGGUGGCCGGUAUCGACAGGUACUUCCAGAUGGCCCGCUGCUACAGAGAUGAAGGCUCCAAACCUGAUCGACAGCCGGAGUUCACCCAGGUAGACAUUGAGAUGUCUUUCGUGGACCAGGCAGGUAUCAUGUCUCUGGUGGAAGGUUUGAUCCAGUUCUCCUGGCCUGCAGAGAAAGGUCCCAUCGAGGUUCCUUUCCAAAGCAUGACGUAUGAAGAGGCCAUGAGGGACUAUGGCGUGGACAAGCCUGAUACCAGGUUCAGUAUGAAGCUGAUCGACCUCAGGGAGGUUUUCUUAUCUACAGAGAUUGAAUUCCUCAGAUCAGCUCUCAGCCAACCAGGAGGCUCCGUUCAGGCUGUCUGUAUCCCCAGUGGAGCGAAACUGUUUGCUGGGAGAGAUCUGGAAAACCUGAAGCAGACAGCAAAGACUCAGUUUGGUCAGGAGCUCAGUGUGGUUCUGGUCAAAGCAGACGGGUCAUUGAAGUCGCCUCUUAAAAAGCUGCUGUCUCCCUCAGCCACUGACGCGCUGCUGCAGAGGACUGCGGCCAAACCAGGAGACCUGCUCCUGAUAGCUGCAGGUUCCCUUCAGACUGUGCGGCCGUUGCUGGGGUCUCUUCGCCUGCAGUGUGCACAGCUCCUGGAGGCUCGGGGCGUUUCAGUGCGUGACCCGUCGGCCUUUCACUUCCUGUGGGUGGUGGACUUUCCUCUCUUCCUGCCCGGAGAAGAAGACCCGGAGCAGCUGGAGUCAGCCCAUCACCCGUUCACUGCUCCUCUCACAGAGGACACACCGUUACUUUACACAGAGCCACACAAGGUGCGCGGUCAGCACUACGACCUGGUGCUGAACGGCUGUGAGAUCGGAGGUGGAUCCAUACGCAUCCACAAGGCCUCCGUGCAGAAUCACAUCCUGAAGAACAUCCUCAAAGAGGAUCCCAGUCUUCUCUCUCACCUGCUGGAGGCUCUGGAUUCAGGAGCACCCCCACAUGGAGGCAUCGCUCUGGGUUUGGACCGCCUCGUGUCCAUCAUGGUCGGGGCUUCGAGUAUCCGUGACGUCAUUGCCUUCCCCAAGUCUUUCCGGGGCCACGACCUCAUGAGCUCCGCCCCUGAUUUUGUUUCAGACCAGGAGCUGAAGUCGUACCACAUCUCUGUCAACUGGCCGGCAGAUGAGCAACAAGGAGGAGGAGGAGAGGAGGAGGGAAAGUGAGGAAGCUGAGGAGGUCAAGAUGAAGACACAUCAGGGAAAGGAAGGAUGGCUUCCCCAGAUAUCUGUGACCCAGACGAGGAGCAGAGGAGCAGAAAACAGUGUGGAGCUAAAGUCUGUGAAAUGUCUUUCACUCUGUUGGCCUGCAGAUGUGAAGAGGAGGAGAGAAACUGAGGAAGUAGCUGCAUCUCAGUGCUGCUUCUUUGACACAGAAACAGACAUAAACACUGUGACAUGCUCAACAGAGAAGAACAUUUAUACAGAGUCUCAGUGAUACUUUGACUCUCUAUAGAAGACAUGAUUAAAUAUGAUCCUUUCUUGAUUACAGCAUCUUUAUACCACUGAUGAAGAAUGUCUUGAAAUCACUGACAUAUCAAAGACUCACAGCUGAUAAACUGACGACUGAGAUGAUUAUUUUAUAUGGUUUGUGUUGUGACAGUCCAAAGUUUGCUCCAGAGUGUUCCUGAGAAGAAUAAAAGUGAAACUCUUCAAACCUGA
Messenger RNA from Notolabrus celidotus (New Zealand spotty), 4466 nucleotides. RefSeq names its product thymocyte selection-associated high mobility group box (gene tox). Gene Ontology annotation, biological process: tRNA aminoacylation for protein translation; regulation of transcription by RNA polymerase II; leukocyte differentiation. Gene Ontology annotation, cellular component: cytoplasm; nucleus. The record is from RefSeq and is a predicted model, not a curated record. NCBI's taxonomy places the organism in Eukaryota, Metazoa, Chordata, Actinopteri, Labriformes, Labridae. Gene Ontology annotation, molecular function: chromatin DNA binding; aminoacyl-tRNA ligase activity; ATP binding.